GGAAUUACUGACUGCUCAUAUCUGGUUUUCAGCGACCAACGCAACCAAAUAUGGUGGCCUUCUAUAAGGAGACCCAUUGGUCAACACGGAAAGGAAAAUUCAUAAAUGAAGCUACUGAACUCAAUUAUAAUAUAAUGAUGGAGAGGUUAGCUGAGAAAGAGUCGGACGAGGAUCUUGAAGAAGUAGCUUCCACCAUCUUCAAAGAAGUCUUGGGCAACAAAUCUGGAUACACGUCUGGUAUGGGGCACAUGGUGAUUCCAGAACCAUCUCCUUCAAUGCAGAAGAGUAGAGCUUUCAUUCGUCUCUCGGAGGAGAAUAAAAGGAACAAGAGCGAUGCUGAAAUGUACAAAAGCAAACUGGAUGGAAUGAUGGCUGAUAUUGUGGAAUUGAGGAGGAAUUUUUCAGAGCAUGAGAAGCUUUUGAUGAGCUAUCGGAACACUGAUUUACCCUCCGGUAUUGAGUCUCAUAGAGAGACUCAGCUGGAUGAUGAGCUGGUUUUAUACUGAAAGUUUU
Carya illinoinensis is the source of this 513-nucleotide messenger RNA. RefSeq lists its product as uncharacterized. Lineage: Eukaryota; Viridiplantae; Streptophyta; Magnoliopsida; Fagales; Juglandaceae. The transcript has 2 exons. The record is from RefSeq and is a predicted model, not a curated record. Bases 51 to 506 code for a protein of 151 amino acids.